Entrophospora candida is the source of this 145-nucleotide messenger RNA. The record is from the annotation of a GenBank genome assembly. Lineage: Eukaryota; Fungi; Glomeromycota; Glomeromycetes; Entrophosporales; Entrophosporaceae.
GUAGAGAAGGAGUUAUGAUGUGGGGGUGCUUCAUUCACAAUAGACUUGGUCCGUUAGUUGAAGUAAGUGGCAAAAUCAAUGGGCAGAAGUAUAGAGAAGUACUUCAUAAUAAUCUUCUACCAUUUUUAAAUGAAUUGGAGGAUGG